Molecule: messenger RNA, 503 nt
Organism: Lepus europaeus (European hare)
Lineage: Eukaryota; Metazoa; Chordata; Mammalia; Lagomorpha; Leporidae
Product: mediator of RNA polymerase II transcription subunit 8-like
Exons: 1
Coding region: 18-503 (161 amino acids)
Biological process (GO): regulation of transcription by RNA polymerase II
Cellular component (GO): core mediator complex; mediator complex
Molecular function (GO): transcription coregulator activity; RNA polymerase II cis-regulatory region sequence-specific DNA binding
Source: RefSeq, a predicted model, not a curated record
ACCGAGAUCAAGAUCUCAUGAGGCAGACUGCAGGACGGGUGCCUGUCUUCAGCCAUGAGGUGGUCCCUGACCAUCUAAGAACCAAGCCUGACCCUGAGGUUGAAGAGCAGGAGAAGCAACUUAAGACACGUGCUGCCCACACUGGUGCUGAUGCAGCUCAGAAGCAGAUCCAGAGCUUGAAUAAAAUGUGCUCAAACCUUCUGGAGAAAAUCAGCAAAGAGGAGCAAGAAUCAGAGAGUGGAGGUCUCUGGCCAAACAAGCAGACAUUUAACCCUGCAGACAUCAAUGCCCUGGUGGCAGAUGUUGCCUUUGGGAAGAGGCUGUCUAAUUGGAGACCUUCAGGCAGCAGUGGUCCUGGCCAGCCGGGUCAGCCAGGAGCUGGGGCCAUCCUUGCAGGAGCCUUGGGACUACAGCAGGUGCAGAUGGCAGGAGCUCCAGGCCAGCAGCAGCCAAUGCUUAAUGGAGUGCAAAUGGCCCAAGCAGGUCAAACAGGGAAAAUGUGA